AUGCUGACUGUUGGGGACAGUUUGUUUAACUGUGUGCUUAUGAUUCAUAAACCAUUAUUAUAUGUAAAUAUAUCACCUCAUGUGUCACUAGGCACUAAUGUAAGCAAAGCUAAUCAUUUCUCAGAAACGUUUUCCUGCAGCGACCGGUGUUGACUUCCUGUUGCUACGCAGUAAACCACAAAUAACUAUAUUACUGUGUAUUAAAAGUAAGUGAUCAACGGGAAGGCUAAGGUUCAUUGAAGAAUUUCUGUCAUCGGGGUUCACUGAACUGUGGUGUGACCACGAUGACCACCUGGCUUCUUUCGUGUGCGCUUAUUCUGGCAGCUCAAGUACAAGAUGUACAAGCACGUACUCCCAGGAAGUUUCUUCUUGUCGCAAAAUCUGGGCCCGCCAAUAUUCAUCGAAUAGACCUGUCAUCCUCAAAAAUCUCAACCAUUCCGAUCGACGGGCUGAAGAAACCGAUUGCCGUGGACUACGAUCCUGUGGAGGGCCGCGUCUACUGGACGGACGUGGAGGAGAGGACCAUCCGCUCAGCUAAAGAUGGCGGCAGUAACGUACGGCUCCUUCGCCAGCUGGGUCAAAAGGCUGCACCGCACGGUCUUUCUUUGGACUCUCAGUCCAGGCUUCUCAUCUACACUGAUUUAGGUGAGAAAGUCUUUGGCUUGAUAACAUUGUACAGCAAGUACAACUACCACCACAUCGUCAUUGACUCCGACAUCGAUGUGCCCAGAGACAUCGAGCUGGACAAAGACAAUGGGGUGAUGUACUGGACUGAUGUGGGUGUGACGCCUAAAAUAGAGCGAGCCAACUAUGACGGCACUGACCGGAAAAUACUGGUUUCAGGAUUCGAACUUCUCGACCUGCCAGUCGCACUGGCUCUGGACAAACAUGGAGGAAGACUGUAUUGGGCGGAUGCUGCAGCACAGCUGAUAGGCUGGACAGACCUGGAGGGUCAGAGUACCGGAGUUCUUUUUAGAAAACCAGGCUCGCGCUUCUUUGGGAUGGACAUCUACAAAAAUGACCUGUAUGUCACGGACUGGAGAAAUAACAGUCCACAGGCUGCAACAACAUAUAUUUACCGCAUUAACACGGAUGGGAAAACAGAAAAGAAAUUGUUAACUGCCUUUGGACGACUCAACGAUAUCCGUUUCUACGGAGACGAGACACAGACUAAAGAAUCUAAUGCAUGCAGAAUAAACAAGGGAGGUUGUACCUACAUCUGUAUACCAACGUCUCCAAACAGCAGUAAAUGUCUUACUCCAGACGAUUCGCCGUCCAUUACACCUCCAAGAAAGUUCAUGCUUGUCACCACGUCCACGCCGAAUGCCAUCAAACGAAUUGACAUCAACACACAGGACACCUUUGUCAUCCCAGUGGACAGAAGUCAGAAUCGUCAGAAUCCCAUGGCUGUGGACUACGACCCACCAAACGCUCGCAUCUACUGGACAGACAUCAAGCGGGGAGCAAUUCGCUCCGCCAACCUGGACGGCAGUGAUGUUAUGGUUGUUUGCCAAUUUAAUCCAGGCUCACGACCAUAUGGCAUGUCUGUGGACUCGCUAUCGAGGUUAAUCUUUUACACUGAUGCUGGUCAUCGUCUCAUUGGGAUGGUGAGGAUGUCUACCAACAACUACCUCACGGUUCUCGACUCUGACAUAGACAUGCCUGGGGACAUCGAGUUGGACAAACACAACGGGGUGAUGUACUGGACUGAUGCGGGUGUGACGCCUAAAAUAGAGCGAGCCAACUAUGACGGCACUGACCGGAGAAUACUCGUGUCUGGAUCCGCCAACCUCGACAUGCCACACGGACUGGCUCUUGAUAGAGUUGGUCAGAGACUGUACUGGGCAGAUGGCGAGAGCCGGAUGAUCGGAUGGACAGAUGUGAACGGUCGAAAAGUUAGGGAGAUCUUGAGAACGCCUUCCUCAAGCUUUUUUGGCAUGGACAUCUCCCUCAACACACUGUUUGUCACAGACAGAAUUACAGAGUCCAAGGCUGAAGCUACAUACAUUCGUCGUAUUAGCACUGAUGGAAAGCGACAAGACCAAGUGAUCACAGUUGAGGGACGAUUAAAUGAUAUCCGUAUCUAUUCGGAGGACACAGAAGACAAAGGACCCAAUGGGUGUGGACGUAACAAUGGCGGCUGCGAGGAAAUCUGCGUACCAACUCCUGAUAAUAACAACAAAUGUUUAUUUACAACACUGAAAGAUAAAACAGAACUGUAGACGUCCAUCACGCUUCCCUCGUCGUGUUCUUGAAAUGAUAAUCAGAAAGAAGUCUGUGGAUGAAAGUAAUAGUAAGCAAUAACACACGACACGAACUUUAUAUACAUUACCGUAAAUACCUUGGGUAGCCUGUCUGUUGGUGUGCUAGGCACGGGUGCACAGACGGGGUAGCUGCCGGGUACAUCGACCUUCAGCGCUAAUCCGUUGUUGUUUUUUAAGAAUUACACCUGACAGUUUAGGGUGGAUCCCUCUGUACACCUGCUUCCUGGAAUUGAGAACCAAAAGAUGCCAGUCUGGCCACCAGCGGAGGUUUGCUGGAUUUUACAGGUGAGAAACGUACUUGUCAGUCUCUGAACGAUGGAGAGUGCAUGUGCAUGAAAAACAAAAGAAAAUGGGGAACUCAAACUACCUAUACUAGCAUAAAUUUCCAUAUCUAGAUGACUGAUAGAAAUAAUGAUAAAACUGAUUAAGCCUGUAUUAUACUAAACUAGCUACACAAUGAAAGAAUGUCAUGGUUUCAAAUGUCUCAGCCUCACAUCUGUUCCUAAAUGCCAGUGGUUUUGUCAAAACUGCUGAAAACAGCCUCAGUUAAGAAACCACUUGUAAAUUUUGUACUGAUAGAGCUGGUAAUCAUGUCAAAUUAGUAUUGUAUAAAGUUUGGUGCCUUUG
Pomacea canaliculata is the source of this 2891-nucleotide messenger RNA. RefSeq names its product low-density lipoprotein receptor-related protein 5-like. Bases 285 to 2222 code for a protein of 645 amino acids. The record is from RefSeq and is a predicted model, not a curated record. NCBI's taxonomy places the organism in Eukaryota, Metazoa, Mollusca, Gastropoda, Architaenioglossa, Ampullariidae. The transcript is spliced from 15 exons.